AGUUCGUUGUUGCAGGUGCUCGGUUGUUGCUGUUGUUGUUGCUGUUGCUGUUGCUGCUGUGCGGCCGCCACCGUUCGUUCGGUUCGUGCUAGUGUUUUGGUCUGCACGGACCUCUCGCUCUCGCUCUCGCUCUCUAUCAUUCGCUCUCAGCAACGCUCAGAGUUCAAGAACAUAGUAUAGUACUGUGCGUGCGUGUACGUGCGUGUGUUCCUAUCUGUGAGUGUGUGUGCGUGUGUGUGUAUCGUGGUGUGAGAAACACAGAAAACGCGGAAGCAAAUCUCGUGAAAGCCCACCCGCCAGGAAGAAGUGACGACGAGACGCGGAAGAAGAGAAAGAAGAGUUUGUGUGCAUUUAGUGAAUGCCGCCGCCGGUCGUGUAUUAGUGUGCGCUGUUCGUGUUCGUGUCCGUGCGUUGUGCGUAAAUUCCGUGUGAUUCCCUUUCCUCCGGGGCCGGGGUGCCCAUAUUGUCCUCGUGCAACUCCUCCUCCGGGAGCACAAUGCCCGCCACAUCGCCCGUUUACUACGGGAAGUCACACUACUACAAAUGCACCGACCUAGAGCUCUACGAUAGCUCCGAGGACAUCCGUGAUGACGGAUGGGAUGACGGUGGUGGUGGUGGUGGUGGUGAUGGUGGUACAGAUGCUGGUGAUAAUGUAGAAGGAAGUGAGGAGCAAAGUGUAGAGCAAAAUGUACUGGAACUGGAGAGCGCCAAGGAUGCAGGAGCGCUGCUUACAGUCGCCAUCGCACGUCCGAUGCCAUCAACUACCACCGCAACAUCCGCCGAGGUUGUACGGGACUUGCUAGUGUCCGCGCUGGCCAGGUUUAAUCCGGAACCGUCCGUGAGCUCCGGCGUGUCGUUCGUGAGUCAUCUCCUCGAGUACAUUGUGGCACGUCGGGCAGAAUUUGUGAUGGCCAGUGGCACCACAAGUACCGCGCCGCCAGCCCAGCAACCGUUAGUGGACGGUUUGUGUUGUCCCAUCUGUGAGGGUGUCCUGCGCUACCCGGUAACGGCCACCUGUGGUCAUACGUUCUGCCGGCAGUGUUGCUUCGGCCACAGUAGCUGCACCGUCUGUGGGCAACGGUUUCCAUCGAUCGCCCAAACGCCACUAGUGACCGCCUCAUCGACGGUCGUUUCCGUCGUGGCAUCCCCAUCAACGUCGAGCACAGUGCCAGCCCGUACCAGCGAUGCGUCGCUGGAAUUGACACGCUAUGACGCAGUUGACAGUUCGACGACCGCCACGACAACGGUUGUUGGAUUCGAGCAGGACAUUCUAAUCCGGCGGCUCGUCGAACGCUGGUGGGGUCCGGAGCUGAAGGCGGCCGAACUGCAGGAGGAAGCACAACGCCAUCUGGAGGCGCACUCGCUCGACGAAGCCCUCCGCUGCUGCAAUCAAAGUCUAGAGCACGCACCCAACAGCACCAAGGGGCUGCAGCUGCGGUCGGAGGUUCUCUAUCGUCUGCAGCACUACCAGAGUGCGCUGGCCGACGCGGACAGUGCCAUCAAAUGCCAUCCCCUGUCGCAUAAGGCCUACCACUGCAGGGCACUAUCGUUAUCCGCUCUGCAACGUCACGAGGAUGCGAUCGUGGCACGCUGUCUCUCACUGUUCCUCGAUCGCCACUCGGUCGGUGUACCGGAUGAGCUCAAAUCGGAGCUACUACAAGAUCUUCAGCAACUGUUUGCACCCUCCGAGAGAUCUGCGACCAGAAUCAGAAGCCCACCACCACCACCACCGGUCGAUCCGCUCGCCACGAUCAUCUUUGACAGUUCCUACGAGCUGAUGGCGGGUUGCCGGAAGCGGCGCCAUCACCGGCCACUGCUCGCACCGCAACGCCGCAAAGCGAAGAAACAAUUCGUCACUCUGCGUCAGGUUGACUUCGACGGGGAUCAUUCCGAUUACGGUGACGUCGGUGACGAGGACUACCUCAGCCCGGUUCUGUUCGAGUACAUGGACGAUCCGUUCUGCGAGGUAGAAGAACCACCGACACGACGGUACCAUCAACGGCAACACCGGAGUCACCAUCGGAGGCGUAGGAAAGGGGCGGACGUUGGUGGCCGUGUUAACGAGUCACUGGCAAGUGGCCAUUGCGCGAGCCUCGAGCAGCAGCAGCAGCAGCCCGAGACUGAAGGACUGCGAGUAGCGGGAGAUGAGCAGCACCUGCGGGACCAUCGGUAUCAUCAGCAGGUGGACGAGGACCGCCAGCAUGACAUUCCCAUCCAGGCGAACGGCCAGAAGAGGUUGCGCUCGCUGCUGGAUCGUAUCGAUUGCGAGCUGGAGGCGAUACGGUGGGGUGAUAUGACACCGGUCCGGUUACCGGUCAACCCAACCCUGAUCGAACCCUCCGACUUUGACUGCGUGCUGUGUGGCCGGAUGCUCUGGCGUCCGGUAGUGACACCGUGCGGUCACACCUACUGCUGGGUUUGUCUCGAUCGCUGUAUGGACUACUCUUCCUCCUGUCCGCUCUGUAUGGCACCGCUGGUCGAGCAGUUCCGGCAUCAUCAUCUCAGUACGGGUUCGGGCGCCCAUCAGCACCAAGGGAGCACCACCACGACUACCGGUGGUAGUGAUGCGGCACGAGGGAUAAACGCGGGUGCCGCCACCGGCAACGCUAUCGGCACCUCGACCUCGGCAAAUCUGAUCUCACUGGCGAAGCGGAAAAUGACGCGCUUCGUCGAUCUCGCCAUGCAGCGCUUCAUCCCGGAGGCGUACGAGCGGCGCCAGCAGCAGGAACAGGACCGUGAACCGACCGUACCGGUCUUCAUCUGUACCACGGCCUUUCCCUCGGUCCCGUGCCCACUGUUCGUCUACGAACAGCGUUACCGGUUGAUGGUACGACGGGCGAUCGAAAGUGGCGAACGACAGUUCGGGAUCGCACUGCCGACGGUCAACAGUCGCCAGCGGUACGUCGAAUAUGGGACAAUGCUGGACAUACGGGACUGUGUGCAGCUCGGUGAUGGUUGCUCCAUCCUUUCGACCGUCGGCGGUCGACGGUUUCGCGUCGUCGCACGUCACGAGAAGGACGGCUACGAUACGGCCAACGUGGAGUUCUUUGAGGACGAAAAGCUCGGCGUCGUCACGGAGGAUGGUGAGGCGGAAGAGCGGCUCCAAUCGGUACGGGAGCUACACGAGAAGGUGCUGCUGAAGGCGAUCGGUUGGCACCAGAGCCUACCGGAGACGAUCCGGUGCGAGAUCUUCAAAAGCUUCGGCAAAAUGCCGGACCUGGAGGAUAACUGGGAGGAUGUGGCCGAUGGGCCGGCGUGGGCCUGGUGGAUUAUCGCCAUACUACCCCUCAACGAUAAGCUCAAGGUUGAUAUCCUCUCGACCACGAGCCUCGAGAAGCGGUUGCGUGCCAUCGACAAAACGCUGAACCUGGAGUCGGCCCAACAGAAGCGCCAGCGUUCGGUGUGCGUCGCGAUGGCAACGAGCGCCGGUACGACCGCCUGCUGUGAAGGACUAUCAUCGACGCAACAGUGCCAGGCGCUUGACUGUUGCCUGCGCGAAAGAACUACCUCAAGCGUUCAUAAUCACCACGAUGCCGAGAGGCGAGAGAUCUUGCCGAACCCGCACCACCACCACCUGCAUCACCAUCAUCAUCACCACCAUCAUCAUCAUCACCAUCAUCAUCAUCAUCACCACCACCAUCCUUUGAGCUCGGCCGCGGACGAGUACCUGCUGUAGAAGAGAACACCCAGCUCAUAGCCAGGUCCCCCUUUUUCCGGUACAUCCAUCACUCCCGCAAACGGUGGCAACGGCCAGAUCUCAUCGAUCGAUACUGCAUCCCGCCCCUCCUCGGGCGCUGCACAACUCCCGCACCCUUCUUCCGGCGGUGUGUAGCGCGCAGUCAUCAUCCGGCCGGCAGUCAUCAUCGCCUCUCCCUUCUUUGUAUGCUACAGCAGUAGCAAGAGCCGCCGCCGCCGCCGUGCAGAGCCUUGGCGCUAUAUUAUGUAAUAAUCUAUCUUAAUCCUAACUCAAUCGAAACGCAACCGAUGGAUCAAUAGUCAGUCAAACGUCAGACGUUAGGCGGUGACGAAGGUAGAGAGGAUACGCGCGGUAUUCUCAAUGGCUUCUUGUUGAUGUGAUGAUGAUGAUAAGAGAUUGUGUAUGUGCAUGUGUGUGUGUGUGUGUGUGUGUGUGAAUGUUGAAGGUUUGUUUGUGUGUUUUGUUGUGGAAAGUGUACCCCGCAUACAAGUACAAGACUCCGGGACCCAGGGUGAUGUCCAGAUGCAUUUCAGAUUUUUGAAGGGGUUGAGAAUGUGAUUGUGAUUUGGGGGGCGGUGAGGCGGCGCACGAUUUGAUGCGAGCGAGCGAGCGAUGGACACCGGGUGUCCAGUAUAUCCUGUUAAUAUCCGUUAAGCAAAUCAAGCUUUAAUGAUUGUAAUAUUCCAAAACGCCAAAUGACUUUUUUCCAACACCAUCAUCAUCUUCACUCAAAAACCAACGAUCCAACGGAAUGUCCGCUCGGGUUUUUUUAACCUCAACUCAAGUCUUUUCACGGAACCGUUGCAUUCAAUGCGCAAUGCAAUGAUCUCCCUCUUUUCGAAACCAACAACUCUCUAGCCACCUUUUCCUUCCUUCUGUCUAUUGUGAACACACACACACACACUUUACAACGUUUUCCCAUCCGGUUUUCUCCUUCCUAGAACGUACAAUUUGUAUCGCUUUUUGGCCGCCUCGGGCACUUGGUAUAGAGAGGCCAUCAUCAUCCGCCGUUCCGCGGGACCGCCAACAAAUGCGCACGCGGGGGGCAGCGCGGAAGGAAAUAAAUGAUUAAGCAAACAUAUUAAACGUUUUUUCUCUCUUCUUCCACUCUAUGACACCGUUUUCUGCUUCCCCGUUUCCACCUCUUAUCCUCUUACAUCUACCGAGAGUCUACAUUUAUCUCGAUGUAGGGUUACACUUAUCCUGCUUAGCGAACACGUAUGUAACCAACCAAUUCGCCUACUACCGGGCACUUCCGGGCUAUCAGAACUAAGCUAUUAUUAUCGCGAAGUACCAGUACCGUGUAAUCGUCUGUAACGCUCUUCACCUAUUUCCUGUUUACUGUCUCAAAUUGUUCUCCUCUCUCUCUUUCUCUAUUUCGCUUGUAUAUGCGCCUUCGACCCAUAUAUAUCGAACGUUUCUGAGCAUCUUUUCUCCAAUUUUCCACGUGCACCUACCAUCUUUCCGAUUUUCUCCUUUUCUACUUUUUCUACCUUCCAAAUUGUAAUCCACUUCCUAGUUGUACUACUCGCGGGUUUGACUAAUGUUAGAUACAGCAUCACACAAACAAAAAAAUACCACACCAAGUGCAUGAGCAUAAGCUAGGAAGCGGUUAAAGCGAAACCACAUUACUCACGCACAAACUACCGAAAAUAUGGUGCAAAUGAAGCCACAGUUCCAACCAGUUCCUGGACAGUCAUUAGAGUUAAUCGAGGUGUGUUGAGAAUGAGAAUGUGAAGAAAUGCAUGAAGAAAGAACAGAUUGGGGGAAAAGAUGGAGAGCGAUGCUGUGAGAAUGUGAGGACAAUCUUCCAAAUGGUGACCAAACGAAACAAACGAAACAAAACAAAACAAACGUACAGUGCAACGCAAACAACGGUUUUCUCAAACGGAAGAGUGCUACUCUCCGAUUCCUGAACAAUCAUUCAAGCCACUCAGCGCUACCAGAAAGGGAUUUGCUUCAUAAGAUCACUUCUUCUCUCGGUGUAGCCAUAGAUGUCAAAGAAGAAUCACGCCGCGCGAAGGAUGCACGCACGAAUGCUGCACGAAGGCAGAAAGGGACAUACGGACGUAGCCUAAGUCAUGCUCCAAACAAUCAGCCGAAUCAAAUUUGUCAUGAGUUUCGUUUCAUUCUAACUCCCACACCCUCCCAGUAGGGGUUCCACAUUGUUUGGUUACCCGGAAUGGCUUGAAGUUAAUAGGUAAAUAGAAUAGAAACUGGGAUGAACAUCCUCAUCGUAGUAGAUUAUCCGAAAAUCCGAAACUGAUCCAGAAGUGUGUUUCCGUUCGUUUAUGUGAUUGUAGAAUUACCAACCAACUAGCUGGCAUUUGCAAUGAACUGUAAGUAAGGUCAAUGGUCAGAACAGAGCGGCACAUGUUUUUGGUAUCUGGAAACCACCCCCCGCUAGCGAGCCAUAGGCUAGAAAGAUAGACAAUUCAAUUCGUGGGACGUAACACUAGUAUCUAGGUAUUUGUGGAACUUCACGCUAGCGCAGGGCACACGUACACGUGCACACAUAAAACAAAACUACACUAGCGACUUCGCUCGGUGACACACACUCGUGGACUGUUCCUCGCGAGUAUUAGGAAACCGCAGUAGGCGAGAAGGCUAGAGAUGCCAAUUUGAAGUGUCACAUAGUAUUAGCGUAAGUUAUGUGCUGACCACUCCUACUGCGGUGGGGGAGGGGGGCACUGUGUGCGCGUGUAUAUCAAAAGUUUUCCCUCUCUCAUGCAUCCCGGCCAGCGGCAGGUUAGCAAAGGUAGUCGAACAGGGAUCGACAAACAGCCAUAAUGCGUAGGUAUUAUAGACAACGAGGUCGUCACCGGGACUGCGAAGCGGUUCCGUUCCGGUUCGAUUCGAUUUUGUACAAAGCCCUAUACCUAUCAGACACACUCUACUUGCAUCGAGGAUUUCGGGUGGGGUGGGUGGGCGAU
Molecule: messenger RNA, 6630 nt
Organism: Anopheles darlingi
Lineage: Eukaryota; Metazoa; Arthropoda; Insecta; Diptera; Culicidae
Exons: 7
Coding region: 497-3676 (1059 amino acids)
Molecular function (GO): protein binding
Source: RefSeq, a predicted model, not a curated record